UUCCAAACGUGGCGCUAAAAGUUCUGCCCUCCACGAUUAUUCCAAGCUUGCAUAUCAGUUUUAGCAUAAAUCCGCGCAAAGCUAGAGAGAGUGUAUGAGAAGCAAUCCAUAUUUGCACAGUAGCACACGCCACUCAAAAUUGAACAUUUCAAUCUCCAAUUCACCUCAAGAAACCUAGGGUUACUGCAAAUCAAUGGCCACCUAUUCACUCUCACUACUUCCAAUUCAACCUUCUUGUCGAAAACCCAAUGAUUAUCCAUUAUCACUUCCUCUUAUUAUCAAGUCAAACAAUUUAUUGAGUUCUUUAAUUGGAAACAAGCUCUCAAUUCGACCCUCGAAUUGGAGGCCUCAGGUUUCAAAGCAUCGUCCUGCAGCAGUCGCUACGGUCUUGUUUAGUCUCCCAACUGCGAAACCGGAGAGAGUAUCGCCUGAAAAAGCCCCAAAAUGGUCUGCGAGGUCGAUAAAGUCGUUUGCAAUGGGUGAAUUGGAAGCAAGGAAGCUCAAGUACCCUAAUACCGGGACUGAAGCUCUUCUAAUGGGGAUUCUGGUUGAAGGAACUAGUUUAGCUGCAAAAUUUUUGAGGGCCAAUGGAAUAACACUUUUCAAAGUACGAGAAGAAACUGUAAAGUUACUUGGAAAAUCUGACAUGUAUUUUUUCAGUCCCGAACAUCCACCACUGACUGAACCAGCUCAGAGGGCUCUUGAUUGGGCCAUUGAUGAGAAACUGAAGUCAGGUGAAAGUGGAGAAAUAACCACAAGUCAUUUGCUUCUUGGAAUUUGGUCCGAAAAAGAAUCAGCAGGUCACAGGAUAAUGGCUUCGUUUGGUUUUGACGAUGAAAAAGCUAAAGAGCUUGCCAAAUCUAUGAACGAGGAUAUCAUUUUGAGCUUUAAAUAGAGGCUUCAAGAAAAAAAGGUUAUCAAGAGCAACAAGUGCUUGUUGUUGGAACCCUCUCAAAACACUUCUGAAGAGAGAUGCUUUGGCAAAGUGAUUUUGCUGUCAAGGAAAUUGUUCUACACGCAGUCAUACAUCAUUUUUCCUGCAAAAGCUUCUCUUGAAAACAUUGACACUUUCAAAUUUUUGUUAGAAGGAAACCUAUGCAUUUCAAAUACCCAUAGAGGUACGUGUUGGUGACAUUUGAUUUUCUAGCUGAUGUGCUGUGGUCUCUCUUUUUUCCUUGAUUUAAACUUCAUUGCUUUAGAUGUUGGUUAAAUCUACAUUUAUUUAUGACUUAUGAGGACAAGCAUGCCAUUUCCAAAUUGUGGUGUUUUUUUUGGAACUUAAUUUGAAGUACCCUUGUGAUUAAUUGAAAUGAACCCUUUGUUCUUUAGCAA
Cornus florida is the source of this 1332-nucleotide messenger RNA. Its product is annotated as ATP-dependent Clp protease ATP-binding subunit CLPT1, chloroplastic. The record is from RefSeq and is a predicted model, not a curated record. Bases 194 to 895 code for a protein of 233 amino acids. The transcript has 6 exons. NCBI's taxonomy places the organism in Eukaryota, Viridiplantae, Streptophyta, Magnoliopsida, Cornales, Cornaceae.